AUGUCGACAACUUCAAGCCUGAGUCCAUCCACAGCUAUCCCGUUUGGCAUGAACAUCAGACUCCAUGAGCUCCACAACGCCCUCCAUGUCGAGAAAGAGGUACCCCUGCAGCUCCAUGGCAUCCGCCUCCACAGCCAAUCCACAGCCCCAAAGCCCCUAACCACCACGUCAAUUUCCAACAUCCAAAAAAUCCCGAACUUCAUCGAGCCCACGCUCUUCAAAAGAGUCGCUAGCGUCGCUACUCAAUACCUAAAGCACGGUGGCACCAUGACGAGGAUGCGCGCCGGUUACGACCAUAUCUUCCUCGAAAGCUGGCCCUGGUGCGUGGACGAGCCGGGCAAGAAGAUGGCCAAGAAGCUUGCCGGUUCGAGCGCGCAAGUGGCCAGAGCUACCGGCCAGGUCGCGGACGCAGUCGCGCAAGAGCUCGCUAGGGCGCGCUCUAGAAUCGGCCAGCAGAUUGCGGCGGCGAGGAAGAGGAAGCUUUGCAAUGCGGACAUGCAGAAUGGGUUUGAUCUUUAG
Drepanopeziza brunnea f. sp. 'multigermtubi' MB_m1 is the source of this 519-nucleotide messenger RNA. RefSeq lists its product as uncharacterized. NCBI's taxonomy places the organism in Eukaryota, Fungi, Ascomycota, Leotiomycetes, Helotiales, Drepanopezizaceae. The record is from RefSeq and is a predicted model, not a curated record.